Molecule: messenger RNA, 765 nt
Organism: Rotaria socialis
Lineage: Eukaryota; Metazoa; Rotifera; Eurotatoria; Philodinida; Philodinidae
Source: the annotation of a GenBank genome assembly
AUGGAUGGAUUCAAUAAGUCAUUAGACGAACUUCUACAUUUUGCAGAUAUCCUUAAAUUACGUGAAAAAGAACUAGAACAGCAACAUACUUCAGAAUUAGAAAAACAAAAAGCUGAAUAUGAAAUCCAAAUGCAAAUCGAUAGAAGACGAGUUGAACAACUUCAAGAAAUAAAUCGUACAUUAACCGAACAACUUGAACGUAGUACACAUAAACAAGUUGAAUUGGAGCAACACAAUACAGUUUUGCAAGCAAAAUAUAAUUGUUGUGCUGAAGAAUCGAAACAAAUAAAAGAACUACAUAAUGGAAAAAAACAGCACAUUGAAAAACUGGAAAAAAUUGUUCGAAUGUUAACUAAUGAAAAAGAAAAACUUGAUAAUGAAAUAAAACAACUUAAAACUGAUAAUCAAACUUUAGCAGAUAAAAUUAACGAAUCGCUAGUGCAAACGUCAUCGCCAUCAACAACAACAAAACAAGCAGUGAAUGGCGAAGUGGUAAAACUGAUCGAAGAAGCUAUUGCAGAAAAUACUGAACUAAAAAACUCAUUAAUGGAACGCAAUAAUGAAAUUCAAAAACUGAAUGAACAAUUAAAACAACAACAAACGGAAGAUCCACAAAUCGUUCAACAACGUCUUUUACAAUCGUUUAAUAAAUUGAAAACAGAUUUUGCAACAAUGUAUGAAAAUCAAACCAACUUUUUUCUUCAAAAAAUUGAUCUACUUAAACAAGCACAACGUGAUAAUAUAGCUAGCCUUUAUAAACAUUAG